UAGAACUCUCUACAUUCUCCUCGUACCAUCGUUCUUUUUUCUUUAUGAAUGAAUGAAGGAACUCGUUAUCAUCAUUCCACUGCAAAAUCUGUCCAAACAGGUCCUUAAAUCACUGAUCGGAAAAUCUCCUCUCUCAUCUCCAUUCACCUGUCCAAACAGGUCCUUAACGAGAUUUCUCUUUUCGAAGAAUUCUUUCGAACUCGUUAUUAUCUGAAUAAUAACCACUACAAAAUCUAAUCCAAACAGGACCUUAAUUCAUAUCGGUAAUUGCUAUGUCUACGGUGCAAUACAAUAAUUACUCUCACAACGGAACAUACUUUCCGACGCCGUUUCAUCCCUACAUUGGCCCUACUCCUUCGCCAGUGGCUAAUCCCGUUUAUAAUGCUACAACAGCUAUUCCAGGCGGUUACUCUUUGCCUCAGUAUCAACAAGCGCAGGAAUUAUUUCAAAAAGUUGCACAGACAAUUACGCCCGAGGCAAUUCAGAAUGUGAAAGCUGCGCUUGCAAGCAGUGAGAUUGAUCAAAAAGCUGAGGCCAAAAAGAAAGCUGUGCCUCGAAAGGCAGCAGGACAGACUUGGGAAGAUCCUACUCUUGCAGACUGGCCAGAGAAUGAUUUUCGUAUAUUUUGUGGUAACCUUGGGAAUGAGGUGAAUGAUGAUGUUUUGUCGAAAGCAUUUUCAAGAUUUCCUUCCUUUAACAUGGCCAGGGUUGUGAGAGAAAAGUGGACUGGCAAGACCAAGGGAUUUGGAUUUGUAAGCUUUUCAAAUCCUUCAGACCUUGCGGUGGCACUUAAAGAAAUGAAUGGGAAAUAUGUUGGAAACAGGCCAGUUCAACUUCGAAAGAGUAAAUGGAAAGACAGGAUUGACUAUGAAGCUUUGGUGAAACAGAAGAAUGAGUCUUUGAAGAAAGCAAAGUCGCCAAAGAAGAGUGUAUUGCACAAAUGAGCGCCAAAUUUGUAGAGCAUAGCUUAAUAGUAGGAUAUUUUAGAUGUAUCUUGGUGGGCAUAAGAGUAAGAGUGAGACAUUGCAGUUAUUGCAUACAGAUGUGCCAUUUCAUCCUACACUAUCUUUAGUGCUUUAUGGUUCACCAUGACUCUCUUUUCUGCGCGUUGUAUGGCGAACCUCUUGGCAAUUGUGGAAUGGGAAGCUUUAAUUGUUCAUUCACCUUGUGAGAUAUUUGCAGUGUCAUUCAUAAAUCAGUGUAAUUUGAAAUAUACUUUUAUUACAGAUU
Lycium barbarum (goji berry) is the source of this 1230-nucleotide messenger RNA. RefSeq lists its product as uncharacterized. The coding region runs from base 273 to 944 and encodes 223 amino acids. NCBI's taxonomy places the organism in Eukaryota, Viridiplantae, Streptophyta, Magnoliopsida, Solanales, Solanaceae. The transcript has 6 exons. Gene Ontology annotation, molecular function: mRNA binding. The record is from RefSeq and is a predicted model, not a curated record.